CUCGUCGGGGUUUGCUUACUUCCACCCGAGGGGACUCUGUCGUUAGCCCGGGCGAGACAGCCUCCAUCACCACCGGCCUCUGCGAAACACUCAACAAAACCAAGCACAAAUGGCUCCUUUUGAGAAAUCUGUGGAAACGGUGCCCUUCAAGCAGAGGAAAUGCCUCACAACAAGAAAAAAUGAAGUGUGCAGCAUUCGGUCUAAAUUCCCCAACAAGCUGCCUGUGAUUGUCGAACGUUACAUCCGUGAAAGGACCCUUCCCCUGUUGGACAAAACAAAGUUCCUGGUUCCCUAUGAGCUCACCUUGGGUCAGUUCCUCUGCCUGCUCAGGAAUAAAAUCGCUCUGGACUCCACCCAGGCUCUGUUUCUCCUGGUGGCGGAGAAGAGCAUGUCUUGCAUGUCUUCCAACAUGGGGGAGGUGUAUACCCGCUACAGAGAUGGUGACGGCUUCCUGUAUAUCACCUAUGCCUCUCAGGAAAUGUUCGGAGCUCCUCUGCAAGCAGCCAAGCGGCCCUGCUGAGCCUGAAAAGUGAUAAAAUGAACUGAUUUGUGACCAGUGGAGACACCACACAACCAAACCUGGGGAAAAAAGGACAAACUGAGCCAAAGCAAGACUGUUCCUCCCCCCCAAAGAGCACAUCUGUCUACCUCAUGAAACCUCCCUGGACUUAAAGAGAUAACACGAGUCUGUGGUAAAGACUCAGAUUUGGUUUGGGGUAACAGGACUAAUUAUAUUUAAGGGUUUCUAUUAAAAGAUAUUCAGUAUAUAAAGCUUUUUUUUUUUAAUUAAGAAAAAAAUGUAAGAUUUUUCUUUUAAUUUGAAUGUUUGGUGUGUAUUUUGUCUCUUUAAACAUAAAAAAAAAAGUCUUUCUGUUGAGUUUCAAUGCAGAUAAACCGGUGUUUGUGUUUGUGGCAGCACUUUCCACCCCCUCCACCAGACAAAAUCAGGUUAAACAUUGUAACUUAUAAACACUUAUAUGAAAUCUUCCUUCUGCCCAUCCCCAUCUUCCCUCAAGAAUGUGAAACUGUCCAGAAAACAUCUUCAUUACAGGAAAUAUUGAAGCACUCCUAGAGGUACAUUUGAAGCUGCUCUGAUGUGUUCUUAAAUCACCAAAAAAUAAAAUUUUGUCCCAAUAAA
Molecule: messenger RNA, 1138 nt
Organism: Haplochromis burtoni (Burton's mouthbrooder)
Lineage: Eukaryota; Metazoa; Chordata; Actinopteri; Cichliformes; Cichlidae
Gene: map1lc3cl
Product: microtubule-associated protein 1 light chain 3 gamma, like
Exons: 4
Coding region: 110-520 (136 amino acids)
Biological process (GO): macroautophagy; cellular response to nitrogen starvation; autophagosome assembly
Cellular component (GO): autophagosome membrane; cytosol; autophagosome
Molecular function (GO): ubiquitin protein ligase binding
Source: RefSeq, a predicted model, not a curated record